Molecule: messenger RNA, 2565 nt
Organism: Fusarium subglutinans
Lineage: Eukaryota; Fungi; Ascomycota; Sordariomycetes; Hypocreales; Nectriaceae
Product: 3-(3-hydroxy-phenyl)propionate 3-hydroxycinnamic acid hydroxylase
Exons: 5
Coding region: 1-2565 (854 amino acids)
Cellular component (GO): cytoskeleton
Molecular function (GO): actin filament binding; FAD binding
Source: RefSeq, a predicted model, not a curated record
AUGUCUGUCACAACCACUGUCCAAGCCGUAAGACUCGAGGGCGAUCAAUACUCCACUACCGCACAAACAGAGGAGUCGCCCGAGCAGAUCUGCGCAACUGGGGGGUAUCCAGCCCCAAGUGUCCCCGAGUUCAAAGACCCUUACAUAAAGCGGCAGUGGCAAUUAGAACACAUGGCUGCUGUGUUUCGAGUAUUUGCACGGAAGGGCUUUACAGAAGGAACCGCUGGACACAUUAGUGUUCGCGACCCCGUGGAACCAGAUACCUUUUGGAUCAACCCUCUCGGCAUACACUUUGGCUUGCUUAAAGCAAGCGAUAUGGUGCAGAUCAACGAAGAUGGCCAUGUCGUUGGUGGAAAUCGUGUCGCGGUCAAUAAAGCUGGAUUUCAAAUCCAUGGAGCCAUUCAUAAAGCUCGGCCUGACAUCAAUGCUAUUUGUCACACACAUUCUCCUGCUGGAAAAGCUUGGUCGGCACUUGGCCUUCCUUUGGACACCAUAAACCAAGAUGCCUGUGCCUUUCUUGGUAUCCAGGCUGUCUAUGAAAACUUUGGAGGUAUUGUUCUAGAACGUGAUGAGGGCCAGAGAAUCGCCGCGGCAUUGGGUAAAAGUAACCGCGUCGCGAUCUUGCAAAAUCACGGCCUGCUUACUACCGGUUCCACUGUUGAUGAAGCAGGUUAUCUUUUUACGCUCCUAGAGCGAUCUUGUGAGGUGCAGAUCAUGGUGGAAAGCACCGGCCUCCCAAAGAAAAUUAUUGGCAAGAGAGAGGCGGAAUACACUGCAAAAGCUUACCAAGAUCCGAAGGAAGCAGAGAUCACCACAGACCCCAGAGGCGUAUUCCUCACGGGAGAUGCCGUCAGAAUAUUACACAGCCUCGGGAUCAACGAUCUGGAGGGCAUAGGUCAUGAAAUUCCACAUAUAAAUGUCCAUCGCACUGCAUUCAAUACUCCCCCAUUCUUCUCAAUUCGCAUUGGGGCCAUCAAUAGUCUUGAACAAGCCUUGCCUGAAGGCAUUCUGCAAAUGCAGCCCCGUCUAGAGACUGCAUUGAGAAAGGCUAUUGAGCAGUCGGAAUACUGCUCACUGCGAACCGCCUGCGAAGUGAUCGCACGGUCAGAACAAGAUCCACCAGUGAUCGACUUCAACGAUAGUCAAGGCACACGACAGCAGAUGAAAGGACAAUGGCUCGUCGGCGCCGACGGAAAGUUGGGUAUCGUACGAAAACACUUUCUUGAACCAACUGUAGGCAUCAAGCAGCAAGACGGUAUUUAUCCUUACAGCGGAACCUGGAUAGCCGCCAACCUAAAGAUGAAGCUUCCUACGCCAGAGACUCACCCUGGCUUUCCACUCUGGAAGUUUGGGUACUCGCCGCAAGAGGUUUAUGAUCUGUUCUGGCCUAUCGGAUGGCACUUUUGUACUCCGCCUGGAAAGGCUACUGCUUCUGGAAGAUUUGGUCCUCAUGAGGAAAGGCUUUGGCGUCAUGAGUUUGCCCUGGAUGAGUCAUUUAUCAAGGAUAACUCGGAAGAGCUACUCUGGGAACAUAUUACGCCGAUGAUCAUUCUCAAGGAAGACAGAAGCCGCAAGCAUAGGUUCAACGGCCCUGUACAGUACCCACGAGACUGCAUCGAGAUUCUGCGAUGUCGGCUAUUCCACUUUGUUCACAAAGUCGUUGACCGGUGGUUCAGUGGCCGGACUAUCCUCAUCGGCGACGCAGCUCAUGUCUUUCCCCCUUUUGCCGGUCAAGGUAUUGGCAGCGGUGUUAGAGACGCCCACCAACUCGCAUGGAGGUUAGCUCUGAUGCUUCACCCAGGUUGCAAGCCCAAAAACUACGACAAGCUUCUCAAGUGCUGGGCAUCCGAGCGACGUCAGAGCAUCAACAACGCGGCACAGUUCUCUAUGAUCAACGGUCGGAUCUGCAAUAACGAGCCUUCUUUAUGGCAACAAUUGUUUUUCCGGCUUUUGAUGUUUCUCCACGGCACUUCUAUCUUUCGGCAUAUGGAUUAUGUAUCUCACAAAGAGAGAAAGGGAUUUUCGGCUGUUGAAAACGGGUUCUUUGUCAAGGGACGAACAGGUGGCUCCCGUUUGCCUCAGAUACAUAUGAGAUCAAAGGGCCAGGGAGAAUCAUUCUUAUCAGAUGGUCUUCUACGAAAGGGGAAUACCAUCUUCACUCUGGUGGUGAUGAGUGACGGAAAACCAGCUACCCAGCAAAUCUUGCAUGCUGAAGCAACAGCUGCAGUCCAAGAAGCCGGGCUCUCAUCCAUCAUCACAAAUGAUGCCAUUGUUGUUUACGACGGACAGUCGGGAGACUCACCACAGAGUCAGAAGACACUUUCAGGUAAUAAUGGAGGACUUGGCCAUCCCAUGGUCUGUUCACCUUCACAGAUUGCUGCACCUGAUGGGCAUCUGGCGAAUGGAUAUGACAGCUCGAUGUUUGGUAAGCGUCUUGGGAGGGGUAAGAAAUUUACGAUUAUUCGACCUGACUUCUUCAUCUUUGCUUGUUCUUCUGACUAUACUGGACUGGUCAGCUCUCUCGAAUCACUGAGAGGUUUCGUUGGGUUUGGAAGUAAGAAAUAG